Molecule: messenger RNA, 874 nt
Organism: Westerdykella ornata
Lineage: Eukaryota; Fungi; Ascomycota; Dothideomycetes; Pleosporales; Sporormiaceae
Product: DUF1763-domain-containing protein
Exons: 1
Coding region: 6-413 (135 amino acids)
Source: RefSeq, a predicted model, not a curated record
CCACAAUGUCUCAACAAGCAGUCGUGCAUGCGUAUCGGCACCUUCUACGACAGUCGCUCCGAGCGAUACAAUUCUCGAAGCCAGCGCGAUUCACGCUCCGCAAUCGCCUCCGCUUAGCGUUCCGCAGAGGCGAUGCCGCCGACUUCGACCAGCAGAAGAUCAACAACACCCUAGAGUUUCUUCGAUACGCGACGGUGGAGAAUGGGCUGGAGCACAAGAUCGUAAAGAAUCUGCUAUUCGUGUGGUGGCACGAAGCGGAGGGAAUCCAUAAGAAGAUAGGAAAAAAGCCGGUGACCCUUCAGGAAGCGGAAAUCAACAUCACGGCUUACGAUACUUUUAAUCAUCAAAUCCGGAUGCUGAACGAGAGCAUGGGAAUGUGCCUGCCGGCCAUGAUCAUACGUGGCCGCACGUGAAAGCCCAGCAAUACUCAUUGCAUUGCAAUCCGAUUACCAGUCGAUCUGAACCCGAUCAUCGAACCAGGACCAAACGCCGUACCUCGCCUUGCCCUCCCCGCUGUGCAUGAAGUCAUAGAAGCAUGGAGUAAAUACCAGCCGAAGGCUGCUGUCUGGGAGAAGGAAGAUCAAAAGAAGUCAUCCAAAAAGUCUGCAUCUCGGUCCUGGUUGCUUGCCUGUGCCAUGUUCUCUUCCGUGAAGAGAUCAUCAUAGGCGUGAUCCCUCUGCCACGCCUUCUCCUUGCGUUCUUUGGCAAUCCGGGCCUCCUCUUUUUGCUGGAAAAAGUCAGUGUGGGGAAUGAGAGGGCAACAUGAGAGGAAAAGGCGUAUCAGGAGACGAAACGAAACUCAAGGGGAUGGGACCUUGGCACUCACCCUAGCUUGCUGAGCCGCUCUAUCCCUCUUCCUCAGCUCCUUGAGUCU